GGCGAGAUAAGCCGAUAAGCGCAUCCCGUAAUUGUUGCGACAUUCGUCGACGUCCUAUCGAUCCCCCUUAACUUUCGCCGCAACUAACUCCCGAUUACUUACUCUUCUUUCAUUCGUUCCCAAUCCUCAUGUUCGGCAUGGGAAAUCCAGUAUAUUGAUACCCCGGAUUUCCUUUUUUUCCGACAUCGCAGCUCCUGCCGUGCUGUAUCGUAGCCUCCGAUCUCUGUUAUCAGCUCGUGUCUUGGAUAUUUUGUACUCGUCAUCCUCCUCAGCCUCAUACGCCUCUUUCUUUGUAAAACAUCGCGUCGCCGGAAGAGACAUGACAUCUUCUCUGCCAUAACCCUAACUGUUUUCGAAAAUGACUGUUUCUGACCAGGUUUACAAUGCUCGCAUCGUGUCGAGCGUUGCCGCGACCGUUAUCUCGCUGGCCUGCGGAACAAACUAUGUCUAUUCAGCAUGGGCACCUCAAUUCGCGGACAAACUGCUAUUGUCCGCGACUGAGAGCAACCUGAUCGGUCUCGCCGGUAAUCUGGGCAUGUAUUCGAUGGGUGUUCCCGUCGGAAUGUUCGUCGAUAGUAAGGGACCGCGGCCCGCUGUUAUCGUCGGAUCUAUCCUACUUGGGCUCGGCUAUUACCCGCUACACCAAGCAUACGACGCCGGUCACGGGUCCGUACCCUGGAUGUGCUUUGUGUCGUAUCUAACUGGCCUCGGCGGUUGUAUGGCAUUCGCCGCGGCCGUGAAGACGUCGGCGCUGAAUUGGCCACAUCACCGCGGCACCGCGACCGCCUUUCCGCUUGCCGCCUUCGGUCUGAGCGCAUUCUUUUUCUCUCUAAUCGGCUCCAUAUUCUUUCCCGGAAGCCCGAGCAAGUUCCUGAUGCUGCUCGCCUAUGGCACUUUCGGCCUGACCCUCGCUGGAUUUUUCUUCUUACGCGUACUCCCGCCCCACUCGCCUUAUCAUGCCGUGCCCGAUGCGGAGCCAGGUAUGACAGACUCGCGGGAGCUGCACCGUACUACUUCGCAGGAAUCCAAAGCCCGCGCUGGUCGCGGGAACCCUUCUGAACCUGCCUCAGGACAAGAGGAAGGGGCGCACAGCAUCCGAGACACCCCAGUCCCAAGCCCAGACCCAGACCCAGACCGUAAAGGAAAUGCUACCACCACCACCCAAGCGGUCGAUGCCGAGGAAGCUGCGUCAGGCAACCAGGACGGUGCCGAUGAGACGUCAUCGCUUCUCUCUCAGUCUACUUUGUCCUCCUCCUUGCCAGGUGAAGUCUUAGUGCAGAGCAGUGUUGAUAUGGAUCGUUCUCACCGUGUAGAUAUCCGUGGCAUGAAACUCCUGAUGAAUAUUGAGUUUUGGCAACUGUUUUCCAUUAUGGGCAUACUCUCCGGCAUCGGCCUCAUGACCAUUAAUAAUAUCGGAAACGACGUAACGGCGCUUUGGAAGCACUAUGACGACUCCAUCGACGACAAGACUCUCGUCCUCCGUCAGCAGCUACACGUUUCCAUCCUUUCCAUUGGCAGCUUUUCCGGCCGUCUCCUUAGCGGUGUCGGCUCCGACUUCCUCGUAAAGGUCCUCAAGUCGAGCCGCGUGUGGUGCCUAGUCAUCGCCUCGGGCAUCUUCUCCAUCGCGCAGGUGUGCGCGCUCAACGUGACGAACCCGCACCUGCUCGGCUUCGUAUCCGGGUUCAGCGGUCUGGGCUACGGCUUCUUGUUCGGCGUCUUCCCGUCCAUCGUCGCCGAGUCUUUUGGUAUUCACGGCCUGAGCCAGAAUUGGGGCUUCAUGACUUUGAGCCCGGUCAUUUCGAGCAAUGUGUUCAAUUUGUUUUACGGCGCCGUGUUUGAUGCGCACUCUGUUAAGGAUAGGGAUGGCGUGAGUUCGUGCGCGGACGGCCUGCAGUGCUAUUGGGCUGCGUACGUGGUUACCUUGUGCGCGUGCGGCUUGGGGCUCGUGGUCACCCUCUGGGUUAUCUGGCACCAGUGGAAGACGAGGCUCGCGGAGUCGGCUGGGAAGAGCCGUGCUAGGGAGUAGGUAGGAAGAGUAGGAAGUAGGGGGUUCCUACUUACCUACCUGAGUGUAGCAGAUAAAGGUGGAAGCGAAAGCGGUAUAAAUACAUAAUAUGUAUGUAGUAUUGGGAUGGUACUAAGGAGCCCGGGGCCCGGGAUGGCCGCCAGAUGGACCUACAUGUAUGUGUAUGUGUAGGUUACGGGACUAGAGUACCUAUGGUGAUUUUGGGAAGACAUUUAUACGGUUCGAUACCUGAGGUAGCUUCCAAUGGUUUUAGGGGGCGCGCGGACGUAAACUAUAUCCUAUCAUGUCAUAUCAUGGUUUAAACCCGUAUCCGAGUGGCGUUUUUUGGGGGGGUUCGUGCGGUGCGGUAUAGAAUGGGGAAAGGGACUUACACAUAGAUUGAGGCGGAAAUAGAUUUCCUUUUACUUGUUUCACGUUCGAAGUCAAUAUUCGUACUACAUCCGAGCUAUAGAGUCGAUUGCGCGUUUAACAGGUUGUGCGAUGCUUUUAUAAUUUAAACCACUACGUGCGUUUACACCUGAUGUGGAAUUACGACACUUGGCCUGACAUAAGGAGUUUAGUAAUACGGACAGCGAG
Messenger RNA from Annulohypoxylon truncatum, 2602 nucleotides. Its product is annotated as MFS general substrate transporter. Bases 359 to 2026 code for a protein of 555 amino acids. Gene Ontology annotation, cellular component: membrane. Gene Ontology annotation, biological process: transmembrane transport. The record is from RefSeq and is a predicted model, not a curated record. The transcript is spliced from 4 exons. NCBI's taxonomy places the organism in Eukaryota, Fungi, Ascomycota, Sordariomycetes, Xylariales, Hypoxylaceae. Gene Ontology annotation, molecular function: transmembrane transporter activity.